AUGCAAGGGAAGGGGUAAUUUGUGCUAUCUUCAUGAGUCAGUGGGCAAGCCACAGAUGACUCAGAGGAUGUCUGUGUGGAAAUAAAUGCUGUUGCUGGGAGGAAGUGUUUCUGAAGGAGAGGAAUGGGAGCUUUGUGUGUCUCAGAACAGAACCUGAGCUUACCAGGUCCUGUCAGUCAUAGAUACUGCAAUGGAACUGCCAUAAAUGCACUGAAGGGGAGGGGAGAUGUUCAGAAGGGACCUGGAAGAUCUCUCUUUCAAGCAGCGUGUCUCCCAAGCACAGCAUCCCAGGGGAGCUCUGGCAGGCACAGGAGAAAGAAGAGGGUUUACAGUGCUCCACCAGGGAAAAGGGCUUUUGUCUUUGUUGAUGACCUAAACACGCCUGCCAAGGAGAAAUAUGGUGCCCAGCCUCCCAUUGAACUGCUGCAGCAAUGGAUUGACCAUGGCUACUGGUUUGACAAGUGCAAUAAAUAUUAA
This is a messenger RNA of Melospiza melodia melodia, 477 nucleotides long. Its product is annotated as dynein axonemal heavy chain 11-like. Gene Ontology annotation, cellular component: dynein complex. The transcript has 5 exons. Gene Ontology annotation, molecular function: minus-end-directed microtubule motor activity; dynein light intermediate chain binding; dynein intermediate chain binding. Gene Ontology annotation, biological process: microtubule-based movement. The record is from RefSeq and is a predicted model, not a curated record. Bases 124 to 477 code for a protein of 117 amino acids. NCBI's taxonomy places the organism in Eukaryota, Metazoa, Chordata, Aves, Passeriformes, Passerellidae.